GGUCAUGUGAUCAGCUGUGUCCAAUCACAGCUGAUCAUAUGUAAACAGGGAAAUGGGACAUGUACACUGAUCAUCAGGGCACUGAUGAUCAGUGUGGCCCCAGAAGUGCCACCUGUCAGUGUCCAUCAGUGCCAGCUGUCAGUGCUGAACAGUGCCACGUGCCAGUGGCCAUCAGUGCCACAUCAAUGCCACAUAUCAAUGCCUAGCAGUGCACAUCAAUGCCACAUAUCAGUGCCCAUCUGAGCUGCCUUUCAGUGUCACCCAUCAGUGCCACCUAUCAAUGCCAAUCAGUGCCACCUAUCAGUGCUGCAAAUCAGUGCCGCCUAUCAGUGCCAGUCAGUGCCGCCUAUCAGUGCCGCCUAUCAGUG
This is a messenger RNA of Staurois parvus, 368 nucleotides long. Lineage: Eukaryota; Metazoa; Chordata; Amphibia; Anura; Ranidae. The record is from the annotation of a GenBank genome assembly.